AUGGAUCAUCCGAAAGAAGGUUCCGGGGAAUCCGGGAUGCCUCCCUCUGCUUCUGGAGCUAAACUACUGAAAGUUAAGCAAGAAAUCGGAGCCAAGAUGAGGAAGGGGAAAAAGACAGCCAGGGAGGCAAUCGCGACCAGAGUUUCUAAACGGAAGAAGAAAGACGAUUCUAGUGGGAGCAGUCCUCACUCGCCUUCGUUGCUGAAAAAUCAAGACGUGGUUAACCUCAUGGUUCAAGCUCUCGGCCAAAAGGAGCUUGGCCGUGCCUGUAAUUCUGACGAAACCCCCGAGACCGCUCCGGAGGGUUGGUUCUGUUGCCAUGAGAAGUACAUCUCCAAGUCUCACUUGAGAUUUCCUCUUCCGACCCUACUGCUUGAUCUACUAGAUCAUUAUCAGUUAGCCCUUUCCCAACUCUGUCCCUCGGUUAUCCGGGUGAUAAACGGCUUUAUCACUAGGUCCAAAGAGGAGGGGGAAAGCGCCUCUAAGGAGGGUGGUACCGGGACCUACUACCUCCCUAGUCGUCCCAAUCAUGUUAUCUUCAGAUUCUCUAGUAGUGAUGAUGACUGGAGGAAGAAGUAUUUUUACGUUAAAGUUGAUCCUUCGACGGUUCCUGUGGGAAUUCUAGGGAUAUGCUUUUUUGUUUUAUUCAUUUAUGGCCGAGUAACCUUUUGCUCUGAUUUACUUGCAGAAAUCGAAGAUCCCCCGAAGCUCUCUACCAAGCUCACCAGGGCUCUAUACCGCAAGUUGCAACAGAGUCCCUGUACCUGGGUGGCCUACACCACUUCUCGAAUAAGUGCAGCCAGAUUCCCAGAUACCUACAACGCCUCUUUCCAAGAUCCCAUUCCUGCUGAGAACCUUGAGAUUUCGGCAGGCGAUUCGGUUGUAUCGAUCUCAACUGGUGCUAGUGCUUCGGGAACUGAAAAGUCUCAGCCAGGUGACAUGACUCUGCGACCGUCAUUCCGUUCUAGGGGUAACCCCUCUAAAGCUGCCAGUGCUUCUCGUGGAAGCGACAGGAACCAAGGAGGAUCGUUCCUUAUCUCAAUGAAGGAAGUUUUGGACGACGGAGGAUCCAAACCUGUUGUCGAGACUACUCCAACUGAGGUUGUAGCUCAGGAUGCUGCUCCUCUCCCUGAGGUCCAGGUGCCGGAGGCUGACUACCAGGCUCCGAAGGGUACCUCUGAGAUCGAGCCGUCGAGACACAAGAGGCCCAGGAUCGAUCAGGGCGGAGCUUCCAUCCGUUCUUCUUCCUCGUCCUCUAGAGGAGGGACUGUUGGGUGGAGCUUUACCCAUUCGAAGCCUGGGUCGAUCCUGGAUGACUCUUGGGGCCUAGCUGCGAUAAUGAGGCACCUGAAGAGCGUGGGAUGUCCCCUUCCAGCGCUCAAGGACCUGACUAACCGAGAUGAGUAUCUCGAUAUUGCCCACUGUAUGGGUCAGUUGGCUGGGGCUGUUAACAGGGCCCAGCUCAGGUUUGAGAAUGCUCUGUGUGCUGCCCCCAAUGCUGGUGAACUUGCUGAGGUUACCGAGAUGGUUAAGGCAGCCAAAACCGAUCUUGACCAAGCCCGGGUUCGAAUUUCUGAACUCGAAGCCGAAGUGACGAGGCUAGGCUCGAAGGCCGAUGCUCAGCAAGGAGAGAUCGAGAGUCAAAAGCUCGAUAUCCAGGUGAAGAGCAGGAGGAUCAAUGAUUUAGAGGCUGCUCGAAAGAUAGCUGAGCAUCAAGUACGUGAGCUCAUUGCCUCAUCCCGGGAUAGCCAGAAGAACAAGGAAGCUGAAGAAGAAAGAUGA
Molecule: messenger RNA, 1782 nt
Organism: Brassica napus (rape)
Lineage: Eukaryota; Viridiplantae; Streptophyta; Magnoliopsida; Brassicales; Brassicaceae
Exons: 6
Coding region: 1-1782 (593 amino acids)
Source: RefSeq, a predicted model, not a curated record